This is a messenger RNA of Dromiciops gliroides (monito del monte), 9411 nucleotides long. It is a transcript of the gene PMFBP1, whose product is annotated as polyamine modulated factor 1 binding protein 1. Gene Ontology annotation, biological process: spermatogenesis. The coding region runs from base 1 to 9333 and encodes 3110 amino acids. NCBI's taxonomy places the organism in Eukaryota, Metazoa, Chordata, Mammalia, Microbiotheria, Microbiotheriidae. The record is from RefSeq and is a predicted model, not a curated record. The transcript is spliced from 68 exons.
AUGCUGCUUCCUAGUAGUCUUUCUGAGGUUAGUCUCAUUUCAGAAAACAAACGAGUGGAGGAAGACGAUCAGAAUGUCCCUCUGGCUUCCCGGGAAAGGAACCACCCUGGACUUGGCCGAUGGGCAGCAAUGGUGGUGGCAGUGGCUGCUUCUGCUGUGGCGCUGGAACGGCGAGAUGCAAAAAUCCUGAAUCUUCAAAGCGAGAUCCUGCUCCUUCAUGAGAAGAGAGGUGGCUUGGCAGCCAAGCUAGAUGCUCAGGAGCAGAGGAGCUAUCAACUGCAGACCAAGCAGAGGGAGACGCAGGCUGAACUGGAGCAGAAAUGCAGCCGGAUCCAACAGCUCGCGCAGGACCUGGAGGCCAGCAGCCAACUCCGAGAAGAGCGCCACAGACAGCUGGAGAGAGACAGAUUGAUGAGUAGCCUGAAUAAUAAGUUGUGGGCUCUGCAGAGUGACAUACAAAGCCUCCAUGAAAUCUGCAGGAAACAAGGAAGGACCUUGGAAGUGGAGGAGCUCUCCAUUCAUGAGAUGGAAAGCCAUAUCAAUCAUAUAAGGUCCCAAAUUCAAUUCAGGUUGGUAUACAGACAGCUGCAAGCAGAGUUUGGGUGCUGUAACCAGGCCCGUCAAAUACAGCUCCAUCAGCUAAAGGAAAAGUUGUUGGCACUUCAGCAGGAACUGGAGAUUCGCACAGAAGAAUUACAGUCUUCUUACUGCUCACUCGUACAAUGUCAGAACAUCCUGGAUAAGCAGACCUGUGACCUAGAGAUGCUUCACCAGCACUGCCAGAUGAAGGAAGAUGAGGUCACAAUCUAUGAGGAAGUGAUGGAGAAGAAUAAAGAAGACAACAUAAGGCUACAGGAGAAGCUCCAAAUAUCUCAGGAACAUCUUGCCUUGGCUGAAGACAGGAUUAUCUCCCUGGAAAGCAGUUUAAAUCUUUACAAGGAUAAGUAUCAGGCAGCUGUGAACAGCCUCGAAUUGCUGGAGUGUCAAAUGAAGGCCUUAGAGGGAGACGUCAAAAUCAUCUCCACUCAGGAGGAAGAUAGGAAGGGGGAUCAUCAUCCAAAUGAAAGAACUACAGAAUGUUUACUAUAUGAGCUGAAGGAGACCCAGAAGCGCCUGAAUGAUGCUUUGCAAAAUGGUUCUGAACAGGAAGUGGUACUUGCGGAGCUUCGCAAUAAGCUCAUUUGCAGCAAUCUUAAAAUAUUGGAUCAUGAAGAGACUCUGAUAAAAUUAGAAGUGGACUUUGCUACCUAUAGAAUGUCUCAAAGACAACUUUUCUGCCCUCCAGAUGAGUCAGAGGAUAUCAAACAGAUCUUGGCACAUAUUGAAGAGCAGUGUGAGUACCAGUGCCUUCGGGUGGAAGAGUACCAGUAUCUGCUGAAGGACAUGAAGAGGGAGCUAGAGAGAGUAUCAGAACAGAAGAAGAAGAUAACGAAGGACCUCAUGAAGUUGGAGCUAGAUAUGCACAACCUUCUGCAAGAGACAGCCAGCCAAACAGAGUGGAAGGAUGGAGAAGUGAAGGACCUGAAGGAGCACCUGAAGAACCUGGAGGACCAACUGAAAGAGUCCCAGAAUCUCUGUUUGGAGAAGGACAAGGCCAUUCAAGAGAAAGACAAAGCCCUGUCCCAAAGUAAGCUGGAAAUUAUUCAGGUGCGAAAUAGCCUUGAAGCAAAGCAAUCAGAUUUGGAGAAGCAAAAAGCCAGAGUAGAAGAAGCAGAACAUGCCCUCCAGAUGGUGAAGGAAAAGAAGGAAAAAAGUGAGAGCCAGAAUGCUGCCUUGAAUGCUAAGGUCCAGCAGCUGCAGUCGAACCUGAAUGAGGCCCACCAAGGACAGCUGCUAAUUGCACAGCAGUUAUCGUAUGUUGAUAAACAGGCAUCUAUGCUAAAGGAUAACCUAGACCUUACCCAGAAGAAUCUGGAAGAUAAGAUAGCUGAGAACAUGGAAAAGGAUGAACUUAUCAAGAAGCUAUCCAGUGAGCUCAAAAGACAUCAGGAAGAUAAAUCCGCGGUAGAGAAUCUACUGGAAACAGAAAGAAAAAAUACUGAAAUGCUGUCAUCAGAGCUUGACGCGUCCAAAAGGAAAAACGAGGAUGCAGAAAAGGAGAUCAGAAAACUUCAGAAAACAGUGAAUGAUAUGAAACCACAGCUGAGUAAAAAUGAGGAAAAGAUAAAGGAACUUAAAGACCAGCUUGAGGAGGAACGUAACAUUAAUCAGAGUCUCCGAAAACAAUUGAAACAGCUAGAAAGUGAGCGAGAGGCUGACCAGCACUUGAAGCUAAAGUGGAAGAACCAAGAAAAGGAGCUGAAGGAUGAAAUUGAGGCACUCAAGAAGGAAAUCCAAGACAACAAGAAACUGGAGAUGGAAAAACUGAACACCCUUGCAGAUGAGAACAAGGGUCUUAGCGAUCAGCAGAAACGUCCUUCACCACAGCAGAGUGCAACUGAGAGUAAGCUCGAGGCUGUUGUGAUGGUGCAUCUAGCUGAAGAGUAUGAUGACAAAUGGAAAGAACCCUCAGAUGAGAGAGAGAAUGUCUGGAAACAGAAGCAAUAUUAUCCAUUGCAAGGGGAGUCAUCGACAAGAAAUCUCAGUGCAAUUGAGAAGCUCCAUCAGCAGGCAGAGGAGGAGGACAGAUUGCAUGGGCCCACCGAGGAAGAUCAGAUUGUCGAGCAUAAGAUACAAUAUCGCCCAUCGCCUUACCCAUUUCCACGGUAUUCACUUACAAGAAAACUCAGUUCUGUUGGGGAGAAGUUCCAAGAACAGGAAGAAAAGGUGAACAGACACAAGGGCAGCACAAUGGAGGAGAGAUUGAGUGAGCCUGGGGAUGAGAAACAAAGUCUCGGGGAUAUGAUGGACUUUUAUCUAUUGGAAUGGGAUUCACCUACAAGAAAGUUCAGUGUUCCUGAAAAGAUCCAAAAGCAGGUGGAAAAGGAAGACAGAUUGAAUGAGCCUGAGGAGGAAGAGGAAGAGGAACACAGACGAAGAGAUCAGAUACAAUAUUAUCCACAGCAACAGGAAUCAUUUACGAGAAAACUCAGUUCUGCUGAGAAGAUCCAACAACAGGAAGAAAAGGUGAAUAGACAUAAAGACAUUACAAUGGUGGACAAGGGGGACAGCUCUGGACAGUCAUUCUCUAAAUUAGUCACCCAUCCUUUGUCCCACAGGAAACAAAAGGAAAAAAAGAAGGCAGAAGAAUAUCUACCUACUUCCUAUUAUGUGAGUGAGGAAGUAACAAAAGAGAAAAUCAUGGCAGCCAGUCCCACCAAACUCACUCCAGUGUUCUUUGCAAAAGAGAACAGACUGAAUGAGCCAGAGGAUGAGAACCAGAGACUCUGGUAUAGGAUUGACCAUUAUCCAUUAAAACGGGACUCAUCUACAAGAAAAUUCAGUGCUGAUGAAAAGAAGAACCAACAACAGGCAGAACCAAGAGCACAUCAGUACUGGGGAAGGGGGACAGCUCUGGACAGUCAUUCUGACCCACGUACAAGAAAGCUCAGUUCUGCUGAGAAAAUGCAACAACAGGGAAAAAAGGAAGACAGACCGAGUGAGCAAGAGGAUGAGAACCAAAGAUUCGAGGAGAAGACACAAUAUUAUCCAUUGCAACUGGGCUCACCUACAAGACAGCUCAGUGCUACAGAGAAGAUUCAACAGCAAAGAGAACAGGCUUUGUUCUUCAUUGAUGAGGAGGACAAACUAAACGAGCAGGAGGAGGAAAACCAAAGACUAUGGGAUAAAACACAAUAUUAUCCAUUGCAACAGGACUCACUGACAAGAAAAUUUAGUGAUAGAGAGAAGAUUCAACAGCAAGAAGAAAAGGAGGAUAGACUAUAUGAGGCAGAGGAUGAACAUCAGAGACACCUGGAUAGGAUGCAGUAUCAUCCAUCAAAACGGGACUCAUCUCCCAGAAAGGUCAGUGCUGCAGAGAAGAAGAUGCAACAGCAGAAAGAAAUGAUGAGCAGAGCCAAGAGCGGCACAGAGGACAGAUUGUAUGAGCCAGAGGAUGAACACCAGAGACAUCAGGAUAAGAUGCAAUAUCAUCCAUCUAAACGGGACUCAUCUCCCAGAAAGCUCAGUGCUGCAGAGAAGAAGAUGCAACAGCAGAAAGAAAUGGAGGACAGACUGUAUGAGCCAGAGGAUGAACACCAGAGACAUCGGGAUAAGACAAAAUAUCAUCCAUCGAAACGGGACUCAUCUCCCAGAAAGCUCAGUGCUGCAGAGAAGAAGAUGCAACAGCAGGAAGAAAUGGAGGACAGACUGUAUGAGCCAGAGGAUGAACAUGAGAGACAUCGGGAUAAGACGCAAUACCACCCAUCAAAACGGGACUCAUCUCCCAGAAAGCUCAGUGCUGCAAAGAAGGCGCAACAGCAGGAAGAAAUGGAGGACAGACUGUAUGAGCCAGAGGAUGAACACCAGAGACAUCGGGAUAAGACAAAAUAUCAUCCAUCGAAACGGGACUCAUCUCCCAGAAAGCUCAGUGCUGCAGAGAAGAAGAUGCAACAGCAGGAAGAAAUGGAGGACAGACUGUAUGAGCCAGAGGAUGAACAUGAGAGACAUCGGGAUAAGACGCAAUACCACCCAUCAAAACGGGACUCAUCUCCCAGAAAGCUCAGUGCUGCAAAGAAGGCGCAACAGCAGGAAGAAAUGGAGGACAGACUGUAUGAGCCAGUGGAUGAACACCAGAGACAUCGGGAUAAGACAAAAUAUCAUCCAUCGAAACGGGACUCAUCUCCCAGAAAGCUCAGUGCUGCAGAGAAGAAGAUGCAACAGCAGGAAGAAAUGGAGGACACAUUGUAUGAGCCAGUGGAUGAACAUGAGAGACAUCGGGAUAAGACAAAAUAUCAUCCAUCAAAACGGGACUCAUCUCCCAGAAAGCUCAGUUCUGCAGAGAAGAUGCAACAGCAGGAAGAAAUGGACAGACUGUAUGAGCCAGUGGAUGAACACGAGAGACAUCGGGAUAAGACAAAAUAUCAUCCAUCAAAACGGGACUCAUCUCCCAGAAAGCUCAGUGCUGCAGAGAAGAUGCAACAGCAGGAAGAAAUGGAGGACAGAUUAUAUGAGUCUGAGGAUGAGCAUCAGAUGCACCAGGAUAAGAUGCAAUAUCAUCCAUCAAAACAGGACUCAUCUCCAAGAAAGCUCAGUUCUGGAGAGAAGAUUCAACAGCAGGAAGAAAAGGAGAGAGAAGGGUUGAAUGAGCCUGAGGAUGACAACCAGAGAGUUCCAGAUAAGGGACAGUCUUAUUCACCUGAACUGGACUCAACCACAAUCAAGGUCUCUAGUGGUGAGAAGAUCCAACAACAGGAAGAAAAGGAAAAGAACAGAUUGAAUGAGCCUGAGAAUGAGAACCAGAGUCUCCAGGACAAGACUGAAUCUCAUUCAAGAGAGGACUCACCUAAAAGGAAGCACAGUUCUGCUGAGAAAAUCCAACAGCAGGCUGAAAAGCUCACUCCUCAGCUUGGAGUCAACAUCCACACCUCCAAAUCCUCCUACCCAAGACAGGAGAAGGAAAAAGUGAAUGAGCCUGAGGAUGAAAACCAGGGUCUCCAGGAUAAGAUUGAAUCUCAUUCAUCAAGAGAAGACUCACCUAAAAGGCGCAGUUCUACUGAGAAGAAGAUCAAACAGCAGGCUGAAAAGGGUUCACCUAAAAGGAAGCUUAGUUCGGCUGAGAAGAAGAUCCAACAGCAGGCAGAAAAGGAUUCGUCUAAAAGGAAGCUCAGUGCUUCUGAGAAGAAGAUCCAACAGCAGAUAGAAAAGCAGAAGGACAGAUUGAAUGAGCUUGAAGAUGAGAACCAGAGCCUCAGGGAUAAGAUGCAAUAUUAUUCAUUACAACUGGACUCCGCUACAACCAAGCUCUGUAGUGCUGAAAAAAUCCAAGAGCAGGCAGAAAAGGAGAAGGGCAGAUUGAAUCAGCUCGAGGAUGAGAACCAGAGUCUCCGGGAUAAGAUGCAAUAUUAUUCGUUGCAACUCGAAUCGACUACAAGAAAGCUCAGUGCUACUGAGAAGAAGAUGCAAGAGCAGCUAGAACAGGAGAAGGACAGAUUGAAGGACCUCGAGAAUGAGAAUCAGAGUCUCCGGGAUAAGAUGCAAUGUUAUUCAUUUCAACUGAACUCAGCUACAAUCAAGCUCAGUGCUGCCGAAAAGGAUAUGAGAGAACAAGCAGAAAAUGAGAAGGGCAGAUUGAAUCAGCUCGAGGACGAGAACCAGAGUCUCCGGGAUAAGAUGCAAUAUUAUUCAUCACAACUUGAGGCAGCUACAAGAAAGCUCAGUGCUGCUGAGAAGAAAAUCCAAGAGCAGGCAGAAAAGCAGAAGGACAGAUGGAAUGAGCUUGAGAAUGAGAAUCAGAGCCUCUGGGAUAAGAUGCAGUAUUAUUCAUCACAACUUGAGUCAGCAACAAGAAAGCUCAGUGCUGCUGAGAAGAAGAUCCAAGAGCAGGCAGAAAAGGACAAGGACAAGUGGUUUGAGAUGGAGUAUGAGAACCAGAAUCUCCGGGGGGAAAUGAUAUCUUACCCAUUGCAACAGGAUUCACCUACAAGAAGACUCAGUGCUGCUGAGAAGAAAAUGCAACAGCAGGCAGAAAAGGAGGACAGAUCUUAUGAGCCAGAGGGUGAAAAUCAGAUUCUCCAAGAAAAGAGGUCGUAUUAUACAUUGCAAGGAGAGCCACCUCCAAGAAAGCUAACUGCUGCUGCUGAGAAGAAAAUCCAACCACAUGCAGAAAAGGAGGACAGAUGGUAUGAGCCUGAGGAUGACAACCAGAGAUUGGAACAUUAUCCAUUGCAACGGGACUCAUCUAUAAGAAGAUUCAGUGUUCCUGAGAAGAAGAUCCAACAGCAGGCUGAAAAGCAGAAGGAAAGACCGUAUGAGUCCCAGGAUGACAACCAGAGUCUCACUGAAGAGAUGCAGAAUUAUCUAUUGCCUUGGGACUCACCAACAAGAAAACUCAGUUUUACUGAGAAGAUCCAACCACAAUCAGAAAAGGUGAAGCCCACAAUGGACAGGGGCAGAUUAUAUGAGCCUGAGGAUGAGAAUCAGAUUCUCAGGGAUAAGGUGCAAUAUUAUCCAUUGCAACGGGACUCAGCUACAAGAAGGCCCAGUUCUGUAGAAAAGAAGAUGUUUCAGCAGGCAGAAAAGGAGGAUAGAUCCUAUGAGCCUGAGGAUGAGAACCAGAUUCUCAGAGAAAAAACACAAUAUUAUCCAUUGCAACGGGGUUCAUCUACAAGAAGACUCAGUACUGCCGAGAAGAAGAUUCUUCAGCAAUCAGAAAUGGAGGACAGAUAUUAUGAGGACGAGGAUGAGAAUCAAAUUGUACAGGAAAAGGCGCAACAUUAUCCAAUGCAAAGGGACUCUCCUACAAGAAGAUUCAGUUCUGCAGAGAAGACCCAGCAGCAGGCAGAAAAGGAAAAGGACAGAUGGUGUGACACCGAGGAUGACGACCUGUGUGUUCAGGGCAAUAUGCAAUGUUAUCCACCAAAAAGGGAGUCCACUUCAAGAAGACCCAGUUGUGCUGAGAGGAAGAUGCUUCAGCAGGCAGAAAAGGAAAAGGACAGAUGGUGUGACACCGAGGAUGACGACCUGUGUGUUCAGGGCAAUAUGCAAUGUUAUCCACCAAAAAGGGAGUCCACUUCAAGAAGACCCAGUUGUGCUGAGAGGAAGAUGCUUCAGCAGGCAGAAAAGGAAAAGGACAGAUGGUGUGACACCGAGGAUGACGACCUGUGUGUUCAGGGCAAUAUGCAAUGUUAUCCACCAAAAAGGGAGUCCACUUCAAGAAGACUCAGUUGUGCUGAGAGGAAGAUGCUUCAGCAGGCAGAAAAGGAAAAGGACAGAUGGUGUGACACCGAGGAUGACGUGUGUGUCCGAGAUAAUAUGCAAUGUUAUCCACCAAAACAGGAGUCAACUACAAGAAGACUCAGUUGUGCUGAAAAGAAGAGGCUUCAGCAGGCAGAAAAGAAAGACAAAUUGAAUGAGCCUGAGUAUGAGAACCAUAGUCCCCUAGAGGAGAUGCAAUACUAUCCAUUGAAACAGGACUUAUCUACAAGAAAGCUCAGUGCUGCUGAGAAGAUCCAACAGAAGGCAGAAAAGAAGAAGGACAAACUGAAUAUGCCUGAGGACGAGAACCAGUGUCUCUCGGAUGAGGAACAAUAUUGUCCAUUGCAAUGUGAUUCACCUACAAGAAGACUUUGUGCUGCUGAGAAGAUCCAACAGCAAGCAGAAAAGGAGAAGGAGAAAGUGGGUAAGCUAGAGGAGGAGAACGAGAUCCUCCGAGAUGCACUGAAACACUGUACGAAGCAACUGCAGUCAGCUGCAAACAAACUCCAGACCACCGAGAAGACAACAGAGGUGAAGGAAAAUGAGGUGGCGUGCCAGAAAGAACCUCUGAACCAAGUACAAAAGGAUCUCCAAGAGGCUGAAAAACAGGAGGAAAAGGACGACCUAAAAAAUGCUCAUUGCUUCCAGGAGUCGGCUCAAGAGUCAUCAACUUGCCAAAAUAAUCUGGAGGAGGCUCUGGAGAAGCUCAGUCAGGCUAACCUGGAAGCAGCCAUACUCCGCCAUGAGUUACAGCAGACUCAGCAGAAGAUGUGUGAGCUGGAGGAGGAGACAUGCACUUAUAAGGACCACAUGAAAAAGCUCAACAGGGAACUGAAGAAGCUGCAGGACUUCCACCAGCAGAGUGAAGAAGAGGUCGAAGCCUUCGCUCAGCAUAUAGAAGAUAUGAACUACCAGUUGGCCUUCUGGCAAAAGACACACGAACACGACCUUCAGUUCAUGGCAGCCAAAGACGAGCAGCUUGUGGUCUUCAAGGUGGAAAUGGCCUCCCUCAAGGAGAACCUACGGGAAGAAGAGAAAAAGAAAGACUUCCUACAGGAUGAAAUCUCCGUCUUAAAGCACAAAUAUAUGUCAACUAGCUGUGAGGUACAUGAGCCUCUCUCCAACUGCAGGUUUUCUGUUAGCCCACAUGUAUGUGGUUCCUUCCCUGGGGCCCAUGGACAAAGGAUGAGUAUUGGGAUUGAAGGUUCACCUCAUACACCAAGGGUGGAAGCCCUUCUGAAUACCCUGGAGAAUGCGCACAGCUGGAAUCUUCACCAGGAGAGUGAAAUGAAACGGCCGAAGGAUCAAAAUGACAGCACAGAGAAAUUGGGAUCCAAGAUCCGAGAACAGGUCAAAUGCAUUACCCAACUGGCUGAUGAAAAGGACCAUCUCCACAAUGUGAUGGUCCACUUGCAGCAUGAAAACAAGAAGCUGAGGAAGGAAAUAGAUGAUCGGCGCCAAAACAAUGAGCAUCUGAUGAUUCCUCACUAUGAUAUUACAAUUCCUUGCAUUGAAUAUCAUCUCAUGUCGCAGUGCUAAGGAGAGAACUGAGUUUGCAGCCUCAACACUUGUCUUUAAACAACUCCCACAAAGGACCUGCUACCGCAAGGACCUCAC